Messenger RNA from Aureococcus anophagefferens, 945 nucleotides. RefSeq lists its product as hypothetical. Gene Ontology annotation, biological process: protein phosphorylation. The transcript has 3 exons. The record is from RefSeq and is a predicted model, not a curated record. The coding region runs from base 1 to 945 and encodes 314 amino acids. Gene Ontology annotation, molecular function: protein serine/threonine kinase activity; ATP binding. Lineage: Eukaryota; Pelagophyceae; Pelagomonadales; Pelagomonadaceae.
AUGCUGCACCUCGUCGGCGAGGGCGGCUUCAGCAAGGUGCUGCUCGUGCGGGCGAAGAGCGGCCACCUGAGCGGCCCCAACGGCAAGGGCGUCUACGCGGCGAAGAUCAUCCCGAAGGCGCACCUAAAGAGCGCGGGCGAGUCGUUCAUCAAAGCCACGAUGCUCGAGCGGAACAUCCUCGGCGAGUUCGACCACCCCUUCCUCCUCAAGCUCUACCACAGCUUCCAGGAGAAGGACAAGCUGGUCCUCGUCGUCGACUACUGCCCCGGCGGGUCGCUCCACACGCACGUGAACAUCAGCCUCCGCGAGGACGGCCGGGGCUUCGGCGAGGCGCGCGCGGCGUUCUACGUCGCGGAGAUCGGGCUGGGCAUCGCCCACCUCCACAGCCACGGCAUCAUCCACCGCGACCUGAAGCUGGAGAACGUGCUCAUGCACGCGUCGGGCCACUGCGCGGUGUCCGACUUCGGCGCGUCGAAGCGCUCGAUCGUCGGCACGCCCGCGUACAUGGCGCCCGAGAUGCUUUUAGCGCAGCCCUACGACUUCGCCGUCGACUGGUGGGCUUUGGGCGUCCUCUUCUUCACCAUGCUCAAGGGCCGCCUGCCCUUCGACGCCGCCGAGGAGGACAAGAUGCUCUGGCCUUCGAAGCCGCGCUACGACCCCGACUGGGCGCCCGAGACGCUCGACGUGCUCCGGUCCAUGCUCCAGAAGCGGCCGACGACGCGCCUCAGCAGCCUCAAGACGCUGGGCCACGCCAAGCUCUACGCGUCCUACGACUGGGCCAAGCUCGAGGCCUGCAAAAUACCGCCGCCGCCAGGGCAGGACAAGAGAGCGAAAUUCCCAACUUCAAAGGCUCCUUUCUCGGCCGAUUUCCACUCGUUUCGGCUGAUUUUUGGACGAGCGAUCAUCUCUCGGAGCGGUCUCGACGCGUGGAUGUUUUUCUCGUGA